Messenger RNA from Mitosporidium daphniae, 732 nucleotides. RefSeq lists its product as uncharacterized. The coding region runs from base 1 to 732 and encodes 243 amino acids. The record is from RefSeq and is a predicted model, not a curated record. The transcript has 3 exons. NCBI's taxonomy places the organism in Eukaryota, Fungi, Microsporidia.
AUGGGACUCGAUGAACAGGUUUUAUUUGAGCUGCAGGAGCUCAUCGAGGCACGAGUGCUUACAUCGAUAGAUGUGCCGGCAUCGAUUCCUCAACAUUUUCUCAACCAUAAUAUGCAUCAUAUCCACCCCUCCAAUACACAGGCAUCGCAAUGGAACAACACUUCUUUGUUCUAUGGGCCCCAAUCAAUCAGGCAGGGAUUAACGUCGACCCAGCCAUCAUCGCUGAAAAGAUCACCCGAAAAUCUGUUCUCAAAAGGGACAUUGUUGAAGCAAGGCAGGUUUGAUCACAGCGAUGAGGAAGAUGCAAACGGCGAAGCCGAAAAGGAUCCAUCACACAAUGCACCGAUGCGCAACAAUGGAUCUCAAGAUAAGGCUGCUGGAGAAGAUGUCCUUGGAUCUGAUCUUGACGACUCGGAGGAAGACAUCGAUGUCCAGGACACUGACAACAUCAUUUUGUGCCAAUUUGAAAAGUUUGAACGCGGCGAUCAUAAUAGCGCUCCAAACGAUUCCCGAUUUGCUAUGGAACAGAGCUGGCAAAUAAUGGACAUGCCAAGUGUUGAUGGCGAAAAAAACACACCAGACCAGGGGGUCCAGGACACCGAAAUGUUCGCCGAAAACGACCAGCAUGUGUGCACGAAAGAGGGCAUUGUAGCCUGUGGUGAGGGAAACCUGUAUGUGGAGGACAUUGACAAUCCGCUUGCGUCGGAAACAGGUUUUUAUGAUGCUUUAUAG